This is a messenger RNA of Ixodes scapularis (black-legged tick), 855 nucleotides long. RefSeq names its product lactoylglutathione lyase (gene Glo1). The record is from RefSeq and is a predicted model, not a curated record. The transcript is spliced from 5 exons. Bases 210 to 743 code for a protein of 177 amino acids. NCBI's taxonomy places the organism in Eukaryota, Metazoa, Arthropoda, Arachnida, Ixodida, Ixodidae. Gene Ontology annotation, molecular function: metal ion binding; lactoylglutathione lyase activity.
GCUUCGGGCACCUCGUGACUUCGUUGACUUCGUCACUUCGUCGACUUCGUUGACUUCGUGUUCAACAGCGAAUCCAACUUGUUGAUUUUGUCCAGUUUCAACCACAGUGGGACAGUGGUUUCAACUUUCUCGAGUGGCCGGAGUGGAGCUGCGAGUUGACAGUUUGCUUUGACAACAGUAAAACCCCUGUUGGAAGUCCUCUUUUAGUUAUGGCAGGUUUAACCGACGAAGCCGCGGCGAAAUGUUGUUCCGAACCCGACGCCGCUACCAAGGACUUCAUCUUCCAGCAGACCAUGUUCAGGAUCAAGGAUCCAAAAGUGUCCCUCGACUUCUACACACGAAUCCUUGGAAUGAGGUUGCUGCAGAAGCUGGACUUCCCUGAGAUGAAGUUCUCUCUGUUUUUCAUGGGGUUCGAGAAGGCAGAGGACAUACCAGCGGAGCGAGCAAAGCGCACGGAGUGGACCUUUGGCCGUAAAGCCACGUUGGAGCUCACACACAACUGGGGCACUGAAAAUGAUCCAGAGUUUAAGUACCACAACGGGAACUCGGAGCCGCGAGGCUUUGGACACAUUGGUGUGAUGGUGCCAAAUGUUGAAGAGGCCUGCAAAAGAUUCGAAGACCUGGGAGUCAAGUUUGUCAAGAGACUUCAGGACGGCAAAAUGAAGAACAUUGCCUUCAUCCAGGAUCCAGACGGCUACUGGAUUGAGAUCCUCAACAACAAGAAUGUUACUGGGUCGUGCUAGGACCAAGCCAUUGGCUAGGACAUAUCGACGGACCUUGUAGAAUAGCCUUUAAGAAAAACUGAAACAAUGACAUGUUUUGUACUUUAUAAAGAAUAUGUAUUUAAUAAGUCAA